Argiope bruennichi is the source of this 5136-nucleotide messenger RNA. RefSeq names its product sodium-dependent transporter bedraggled-like (gene bdg). Gene Ontology annotation, biological process: sodium ion transmembrane transport. Bases 270 to 2744 code for a protein of 824 amino acids. Gene Ontology annotation, cellular component: membrane. The record is from RefSeq and is a predicted model, not a curated record. The transcript is spliced from 15 exons. NCBI's taxonomy places the organism in Eukaryota, Metazoa, Arthropoda, Arachnida, Araneae, Araneidae.
AGCAUUAGUUAGAAUGAGCUCAGUGUGGCUAGAAGCAGUAAAGUCGUACGUCUCUGAUUGGAAGUUGACGCAGACCGGCUUUCUCAAUAUUGAAGGAAAAACAUUUCAGCUUGGAUUAGUCAUACAUAAUCUUGGAAGAAAUCGUUUGUGACGGACGAAUAACGUGUUUAGUUAGCAUAUUUGUUGGAUGAUCUGUGUCUUUUGUGCGUGCUUUUUGGAUUUUCGUUUUAUUCAGCCAACAUGGAACUGUGCCAUAGCCUAUUAUCUGUAUGUUGGGCUGGGAUGUAGGAUACGUAUGGCCAUUACUCGAAAGUGCAGUCGCUCCACAAUCCAACCGACCCCUUGAUUCCUGGCAGCUUGUGAUGGGCAACCCCCACGAAGCUGCACAGGCAAGCAAUGCAUCUGGGGAAACUUCUGCGACAGCUGCAGCAACACCAGCUGCGCCAGUACGUACCCCACCUGCAGCUGCCCCAAGAGUCGACCCACCUCCAUAUGAAAGUGUGGCCAACGAAUCCCCAGAACAAAGUGUCACCACAGCUACAAAUCAAACUAGAAACUCUUCUGUUUCUAACACUACAGUUGAUGGUGGUAGGAGGCAUAGAACUAGCUCUUCGGGAGCCACAAGGACUAGAACCACCAAUGGCGGAUCUCAAAGGAUGAGACCGCCAAAGUGGCCUCAUAAGGCAUCAUCUGUGUUUGCUUGUCUGAGUUGUGUUAUUGGUGUUUGCAAUGUGAGCAGGUUCUCCAUGCUUGUGUAUAUUUUUAAGGGAUGUUUCAUUUUUCAAUUUCUACUUUUAUCACUUCUCAUUGGCAUUCCAGUUUUAUACAUGCAAAUGGCUCUUGGCCAAUACUUAGGAGCUGGAAUGCUGGAUAUGUGGUUUAUAUCACCUGCAUUCAAAGGUUUAGGUUUUGCCAUGUUGUAUCUCUAUGUAUUAUUAGGAGUUUACAAUGCUGUACCUCUGUCUUGGCUCUUCAUUUACUUCAAAGAUUCUUUCAUCACUCUAAAAGAUUCAUACAAAUGGGGGCGAUGCCAUCACACAUUUGCAAGAAAUGCCUGUCUUCGAGCUCUAAACUCAUCAUCAGCAGACUUUUAUGGUUGGUCUGUUCCAUCUUAUUUUCAUGGGCGAAUUCUCGGAAGAAAACCUGGAGAAUUUCAAAUUGGAGAACUGAAAUUUGAAGUUGCUUUUAAUUUGUGCUUAGUGUGGGUUAUCAUUUUUGUCUGUCUAAGUCGAGGACCAAAGACUUUUGGUAAGGUUGUUUAUUUGUUUGGCAUGUUGCCUAUAGCCCUGCUAAUGAUGGUAACCAUGCGCAUGGGUCAACAAUGGAGUGAUGGCAUUUUAGAAAUAUUUGCUUCUUCGUGGAAACCUGUUUUAUUUGAUUCUUCUGCUUGGUGGCUGGCUGCCAGAGAAGCUUUCAUCACAUGGGGUCUAUUGGGAACAGUUGCUUUACAUAUCUGUAGUCACAAUAAAACAUCAACUAAUAUAACAAAGAACUUAAUUUCCAUUGCUGUUACUGCUAUAAUUGUGUUGGUCACAUCUUCUUUCUUGUUUGCUUGUGCUGCGAAUGUUUUUCAUAAAAGAAACCUUUCCUUAGCAUAUUCAUCUUAUGAAGAAGAAUCAUCUGUGAAAGCAUUGAAACCUGGGAUUUGGCACCAUAAAAAUGUUUCAGUGACAAGUCUAUUGUUUGGUGUGAGUGUUAUACCUAAGGAGAGUUUUGUAUAUCAAAGUGGCUAUCAGGUUUUGAGAUUAGCAACAGAAACCUUUCCAGCUGCUCUGGCUGUCGAAGGAGUUCGAAGCAUCUCAUCCUUUUGGUCGAUUUGCUUUUAUACAGCCAUGAUAUUGUUUGGAUUUGGACAACAGGUGGUGAUAUGGUAUUGUGUUGUAGAAUCCAUCAUAGCUGUUAAUUACAAAGUCUUCAAAGCUUGGCAUACAACAUUGACAUUUAUUACAUGUAAUUUAGCUUUCCUCUUAGGACUUCCAAUUACAUCAAAUAUGGGAAUUUAUAUUGUGUAUUAUUUGGAUUUCUGCAUCAGUUCUCUAUGGUGGAUAGUGUUGAUGUAUUUCAUAAUGUUGUUUGCUAUAUUAUUUAUUAGAGGUCGGCCAUUUGGCACUGAUCAGCUAGUCACAGUCAUAAGUCACAAUCCUAUUAGAAGAACAAAGCUCUUGCCAUUCUUUACUUUCAUGUGGAAUGUCGUUCUUCCUCUGUCUUUUCUGAUGCUGACCAUAUCAUUUUUAAGAACAAGCUCCAUUGACCCCAAUUCUGCCAUGGGAGAAUUGAUGGACAAUUACCGAUAUUGGCAGCAAUGGGCCAAAACUUUGAAUCUUUGUAUUCAGAUGUUCCCUUUGGUGCUGAUUAUCACUGUGGGGGCAUACCAAGCCUUCAAGGUUUUUGCUGUGAGAAGUGAUAAACCUUUUAUGGAGCGCCUGAAGCUUUUGUGCUGCCCAAUGGUUCCUCUGCCUUCAUCAAACUCAAGGCAUUCCUACAACUCAACUUCUUCCAUGAGUCAAGGAUCUACUAACAGUGCAUUCCUAGAUGACCCUCCCCCUAAAUACACACCACCUCCAUCAUACUCUACAGCCACUUCUCGAAUGUUGGCCAAGCAGUUGGACCUUCAGAACCAAAACUUGGACAAUGCUUGCAGUGUGGACAUGAACUUGGACAACGAUCCUACGUCUACUGUAAAUUCCAUUGAGCGAAUUUUGCCGCAGCUGCAAGACCUACAAAGGCCACCCGUUAUUCGAUGACUUUUGAGCUGAGAUUAUCUUGACAAUGAAUGCAGCUUGGUUAUUUUUCAUGAAACUUCAUUAUAUACUUACCAGCAAAUCAAAUUGUGCAGUGGAUAUCCAAGUGAAUUCAAAGGCAACUGGAACGUUUAGGUUUCUGAUUUCAAUGGUGUAAAGGAAUAUGACUGGCUAUUUAUUACUUGAUAUGUGGAUUGUAAUUGUUCUAUUUUAUAUUAAUGUGGUGUUUUUUAAUGUGUAAGUGUGACUAUGUGAUUAUUUUUUAAAUCUUAAAAUACCUUACCUUAUUUUAUAAAGAAGCGUACCAUUAAAUGGUAUGGCAAGUUUUAUAAAAAAAUUUCUAUAAGAAAGUUUAUUAAAAGCUAUUUAUACUAGUCUAUAAUUUUCUGUGAUGAACAUAUUUAUGUUUGAUAAAUGUAUAAAAAAUAUUACAUUUAUAAAUGUCUAAUAACACAUUUAUAAAUGCAAUUUUAACAUGGAACAUAAAUAUUUUCAAAACAGGUAUUUGUUGUUUGAAUGUAAUUUGAAAUUUAAUAAUCUAAAAAUUGAAGUUAUUGUUUUCUAUUUGAAAUUUAAUGAAACAUUUUUCUUAGUAAUGAAGUGAUUUUCAAAUGUUUGUUCUAUGUUUCAAAUGUUAUUUCUUUUUAAAAGAAAGUUAAACACAUGUUAAAGUUUGAUUUUAAUAUAUUAUAAAACAGCAUAAUAUCUUUUAUAGAAUGUUUUUAAUUGUAAAACUUGAAAUUAAUUCAAAUUUUGAUUGCAUAAAAUUAUGAAAAGUAUACAAUUUAUAGAAAUAUAAAUUGAAAUUUUCAGUUAAAAAAUAUUAUAUUGAUUUUUUGUCAAUCAGAUAAAAAUCUUUUAUGCAACAAAACUAAAUAUUUAUGGCAUAAAAUUAUUAUUAAUUAGGCUUAGUAAAUAAACUGAAAUUUAUCUUUAACACAUUGCUUGCAGGAAAUGCACUUACAAAUCUUUUGCAGUCUGCCUCUAAAGUAUGGAUAACGUAAAACUACAUAUUUAAUGAAUUCGUGCUGGAGAGCCUGCGAUGUAUAUAAGUGUGCAGUGAAGUAUACCAGCAUGCAAUGUGUUAACUAAAAAUGUUCUGACUUUUUGACUAUACUCAAUAUACUUAGCUGAUUUAAGAUAACUUUAAUAUGUUUCAUUGUUAUUUCAGUUAUUUUUGAAUUGCAUGAUAAAUGUACUCGAACAUUUUACCAUAUCAGGUAUUUUAGACUGCUAUAUCAAUUUUUCACUCCAGGUAACAUAUCAGAUCUGUAAUAUUUAACUUCACAAAUGAAAUUAUCGAGUGUCUGGGAAAAGGUUCAAAAGUAUAGGUAGCACACAGGAUCAAUUAUAAAUUUAAAUUGAAUAAAAGAGAGCAACUCUUUAGAUUUUUUUUUUUACCAAUAAGUACCAGCCAGAAUUAAGUUCGAUACCAGCUCCGUAGUGACUUUGCAGAUGCCAAAAAUCAAUCUUUUAUAUGGCAUGCUAUAUGCAAUAUUCUUGAAUCAAUUAAUGAAUUGAUAUGGAAUUUUAAUUUAUCUGGGAAAUGAAAUUUUCAUUAGUAGUAUACAGUUGUACAAUGAAGCCUCUAGCAACAGGGUCAUUAGUGAUAUUAGAUCUGGAAAUCUAGGAGACCACAUUCGUAAUGACAGUAAGUAUGUGACGAUUGCUGUCAGCAACCCAAAAUGGCUGUCGUAAUCUCCAUGCUCGGUAAAUUUUAAAUAAAAAUAAAUUAAAUAAUUAAUAUAAAUAAAAAUAAAUUGAGAAUUUUAAAUAAAAAAAUAUUAAAAUUUUAAUAGAAAAAUGGCUUUUUAAUAGAAAAAUUGCUUAUUGUUGGUGCACCAUUUGCAUAACUAAAUGGCUAUUUUGGUAUAAAUUAUUACUUUUUAUGCCUUUAAUCAGGAUACCCUGUUCCGAAUUAACAAAUGUAAUUAACACAACUUGUUUGUUUUUACAAAUUUUUGUAAAAAGUGCCUGUAUUAGGUUAAUAAGCUGAUGUAUAUCAAUGGACCACUUGACAUUAAUUUUUUUUUGAGUAGUAAGAGUUGAUAAAGUUUACUGGUCACUUUUGUAUAACUUUACAUUACUGCUGGUCAGUUUCCUCAAGCACUGCCUAUGGCAACUUUGCCAUUCAUUGUUGUAUGUUUGGUGUUCUUAUGAUGUUUAUGUACCUAAAGAACUCUUGUGCCACAUGUAAAAUAAUACUUGCGAUUUGCUAGUGGUUACAACAAGUGUUUUGUAUUAUUGAGCAUUGCUGGUAUUUUCUGAACUUUUGGUUUUUCUAUCAAUGAAUCGAUCGUCUUGUACAGCAACAGUUUUAUUCUAGUGUGAUAAUUUUUGUACAAAUUUUGUGUCUUUUUGAGGUGUAAAGUCAAUAAAAGCAUUAUUUAAAGUU